Messenger RNA from Macroventuria anomochaeta, 456 nucleotides. RefSeq lists its product as uncharacterized. The transcript has a single exon. NCBI's taxonomy places the organism in Eukaryota, Fungi, Ascomycota, Dothideomycetes, Pleosporales, Didymellaceae. The record is from RefSeq and is a predicted model, not a curated record. Bases 1 to 456 code for a protein of 151 amino acids.
AUGAAACAAUCUCAAAUCCUUCCCACGCCGCCAAGUACUCCACCUCACUCGAAGAUGUCGUUGCGCACACCAGCCCACAAGGGACGGACACCCUCCAGAGUGCACUUCGACCUGCACAGGUUCGUCCACCACAGCACCAAUCUCCACGCCAACUCCUCCUUCAUGAGUGAGUCCGGCCUCUGGACCCUCCCCGGCUUCGACGACGACGACGAAUCCUCGCUGAAGACUCCGACCACCAAAACUUCCGCCAAGACCGAGAACCGAUGGUCGCGCCUCCUGCAAGGCGCGGCUUCCUCCAAUCGUGAGAGACACCGUGCUCGCCUUGAGGGCGACGGCUGGGCCUUCAUCGGUGGGCGGUACAGCGAUGAGAUGCAGGAGCUGAGCGAUGGGAGCGGAGAGAGUGUCGAUGAGGAGUUCGAUGUUGUUGUUUUGGCGAGGGAAAGUGUGGGGUGUUGA